Messenger RNA from Syngnathoides biaculeatus (alligator pipefish), 3502 nucleotides. RefSeq names its product eukaryotic translation initiation factor 4 gamma 2-like. The record is from RefSeq and is a predicted model, not a curated record. Gene Ontology annotation, cellular component: eukaryotic translation initiation factor 4F complex. The transcript is spliced from 20 exons. The coding region runs from base 660 to 2750 and encodes 696 amino acids. Gene Ontology annotation, molecular function: protein binding; translation initiation factor activity; mRNA binding. NCBI's taxonomy places the organism in Eukaryota, Metazoa, Chordata, Actinopteri, Syngnathiformes, Syngnathidae.
UGCUUCUCCCUGAUUCCUUCCCAGAACACAAUUCUUUUCCAAAUAUUUGUAGUCAAGCCGCCAAAGUGGAGAGUGUUGUUGCACCAGGGGUUCCUUCUCAUUUCAGAGUAGGGGGAGGAGGUGGGGGUGCACCUCAGCACUUUCCCAAGGCUGAAAGCAAAAGCGAGUUCCUGGGGAAGGCCCCAGGUUCUGCCGCUCAGAGAUGGAUACCUUCUCGAAGCACUAGGCGAGAGGCCAGCGUCUCUGCUGAGAAAGGACAGCACGAUGCAAUCUUCAGAAAAGUGAGAGGCAUUCUUAAUAAGCUGACACCUGAGAAGUUUGACAAACUGUGCCUGGAGCUCCUCAAUGUGGGUGUGGAUUCCAAGCUUGUACUGAAAGGAAUUAUCUUGUUGAUUGUUGAUAAAGCCCUUGAAGAGCCCAAGUACAGUCAGUUAUAUGCUCAGCUAUGUCUACGCCUGGCAGAAGACGCACCAAACUUUGAAGAUCCAGCAACAGAAAAUCCUGCAACAAAAAAGCAGAAUACGACCUUCAGAAGACUUCUCAUCUCCAAGCUUCAAGAUGAGUUUGAAAAUCGUGCCAGAAAUGUUGAAGUCUUUGACAAACACGAUUGCCCUCUCACCUCUGAGGAGGAGGAACAGCGUGCCAUUGCAAAGAUUAAAAUGCUUGGCAACAUCAAAUUCAUCGGGGAACUUGGGAAGCUCCACCUUAUCCACGAGUCCAUCCUCCAUAAAUGCAUCAAAACACUUCUCGAAAAGAAGAAGAGAGUCCAAAUUAAAGAUAUGGGAGAAGACCUGGAAUGCCUCUGUCAGAUAAUGAAGACGGUGGGACCAAAACUUGAUCAUGAAAAGGCUCGGUCCCUGAUGAAUCAGUACUUUGACCGGAUGCAGGCCUUGACCAACAACAAGGAUUUACCUGCAAGGAUUCGUUUCCUGCUGCAGAACACAGCAGAGCUGCGAGCGAACAACUGGGUGCCUCGCAAAGCUUAUUUUGACAACGGACCAAAAACCAUCAGUCAAGUUCGCCAGGAUGCCGUAAAGGACUUGGGUGUCUUCAUUCCACCUCAAUCUGAUGGGUCACGGUCUGACUUUUUCAUGGAUCAUGCUUUCCUGGACAAUUCUUUUCUACAUACCAGGGUCAGGUUUGACAAGGAAGGGCUCGGGGGCCUGUCUGAUAUGUUUGGACAAAUGCCCGGAAUUGGAAUUGGAACAGGUCCCGGCGUUAUUCAGGACCACUACUCCCCAACUUUGGGCCGCCACCGCUCCAACCCAAUUUUCAAUGGCCAUAUUGGGAUUAACAGUUUGCAUCAGGCCCCGUUUGACACAGGAAGCAAGCCUUUUAUCAAGCCAAUGCAGGGUCAGAGUUCACCAGUUUUCAGCCAUAAACAGAAUGGUUCGGUUCAGAUGCAGUCUAAGGAUAUGGGCCCGCGCUUCAGCAAGAAAGGGAAGCUCAACGUUGAUGAGAUCAGCCUGAGGCCAGCACAGUCAUUCAUCUUGAAUAAAAAAGUGCCAAAGCUGCAGCCACAGAUGACGAUGAUGCCUCCAAGUGCCCAAGGUUCCUUAACGGGACAGUCCCCACAGCUCGGUCUUAAAACCAGUCCCCCACCGAUUCAGGAAAAGCCCGCAAAGUCCAACAAAAAACUACCUCCCACUAAGGAAGAGCUGCAGAAAAUGACAAACACACUUAUUGCUGACUAUAUGAACAACAAGAACGUCAGUGAGGCUGUAGCCGCUGUGAAGGAGAUGAAGGCUCCUAAACACCUUUUAUCUGAGAUGUUGAACAAGAUCGUGGUGUCUACGCUUAGUCGUUCAGAUGAUGAUAAGGAACUUGCGAGCGCCCUGAUCCACGAGCUCUGCACAGAGGGCCUUGUCACAAGCGAGAACCUUCUGCAGGCCAUUCUGAGCGUUUUGGACCAGUGUCCCAAGAUCGAGGAAGAAGUCCCUCUGGUGAAGUCGUACCUGGCUCAGUUUGCGGCCCGGGCCGCCGUCGCUGACCUCAUCAGCGUGACGGAUCUGGCCCACCAGCUGGAGAACGGCGCCCAUUUCCCGCUCUUCCUGCUCUGUCUGCAACAGAUGGCCAAACUGAAGGAUCGCGAUUGGCUCGCCGAUCUCUUCCAGAAGAGCAAGGUUAACAUGCAGAGCAUGCUACCCGAAAUGGACCAGAACAAGGACCGAAUGCUGGAGAUUCUGGAGGGCAAAGGGCUGAGCUUUCUAUUCCCACUGAUGAAGCUGGAGAAGGAGCUUCUGAAGCAGAUCAAAGUGGACCCGUCUCCACAGUCCAUCUACAAGUGGAUUAAAGACAACAUAUCUCCCAAACUCCACACCGACAAAGGCUUUGUCAAUAUCCUGACAACCAGUUUCUUGCAGUACAUCGCCUACGAGAUAAACCCCGACGACGACGAAGAGCAGCUGGCGGCGCCCAGCAAGGAGCAGCUGGACGAGGAGAAGCAGCUGCUGCUCUCGUUCAAGCCCGUCAUGCAGAAGUUCUUGCACGACCACGUCGAGCUCCAAGUCAGCGCGCUCUACGCUCUGCAGGUCCACUGCAAUGCGAAACAGUUCCCGAAAGGCAUGCUGCUGCGCUUCUUUGCCUACUUUUACGACAUGGAAAUCAUCGAAGAAGAAGCCUUCCUGACAUGGAAAGAAGACGUCACCCAAGAGUAUCCCGGCAAAGGGAAAGCGUUGUUUCACGUAAACCAGUGGCUCACCUGGCUGGAGACUGCCGAAGACGAGGAGUCGGAGGAUGAAGAUUACUAAGACCCCCACCCCGCCCCUAUGUUGGAAUCUUGAUUCCUUUUAUUAUUAAUAUUACUUUGUCCUAUUUCGCCUCCGUCGACAACAACGCCGCUGUUACUAAUCUUGACUUAAACCAGCGUCAACGCGUCAUCAUGUUGAAAGAUGUAAUUCGUCAAGUCUCGUUUGGAAUUGAUUUAGCGUUUAGUGUUAGCGGGUUUUUUUUUUGUUUUGUCCCCCCCCCCCCCCCCACGAACAUAGACACACGGUUUCAUAAUCAGGUCGCGGUCAUCACGCGCUGCUCGUUUACACGCAUUGUAAAGAGACUGAUUUUUAUCCGUUUUUAGAUGCACUUUGCUGCACAUCAUGAGUCGUUGCAAUAGUACACCUUACAUACACCUUCAUGUUUAUCAUGAGCUGAGUUGCAGAUUAUUUUUGGGGGGGGGUGGUGGUGUCAUAAUUGUGCUCGACAGCUCUACGGAAGCUCCCCCGGUUUCCUUUUUGGAUUUGACACCAGGCGGCCAUUUUAAUGUCCACACAUUAAAAUGUGCUUGUGGCCACAAGAGGGGAGCGUCAGACGGUUGCCAUUUUUAAUUUUUUUCUAAACGAUGCAUUUUGUUUUUGCUUUUAGAGGGUGUUUAUCUAUUUGAUGCUUGUAAAAUUACUUUUGAUGACAGGUAUUAUUUUUUUUUUUUUUCGUUUGUUUUUACAUCAAGCAUUUGGAGUGUGGAUGUUUUUGUGCUGUAAUAAUAAAUCUGUUGCCUUUUUUUAAUUUA